AUGCUCUCCCGCCCCAGCUGUCGUCUGCACAUUACCAGACCAAACCGCUUCCACCGAUUCCUAAAAGCCAAAAUCCAGGUCCAAGUCAACUCCAGAGAACCAGCUUGCGGAGCCGGCCAGCCCGCCGACGCGGUGCCACUCGGUGGUUAUGGCGGGGAGUUCUCGCGGCUGGCACGCGAUGUCGCCGGCCCAACUGCCCGCCAGAGGCCACCGCCCAUGGACUUGACUUCGACCAACCGACGGUAUAGCUACCUCAAGCACUACAGCAAGGCGAUCGGCCCCCUAGACUCCUUGUCUCCCCUUCCCGGGGAUCGCAGCUCGGUUGAAAUGCACAAGCAGGGCAAACGCCGGAGUGUGAUCGUGGCGACGGACAACCCAAACCCACGUCUAGCCACUGUACAGGGUUCCUUCGACAUACCCCCGGCCAGUGACGGCUGCGAGAUCUACUCUCUCGACCAUAUCGACCACGACGCCGAUGAGACCCUUGUCGGCGAAGGCUUCCAGCUCUCACCCAAAGGGCUUCCAAACUCCCCGCCUCCGCACUUGUACAGCGGAUACACGUCUUCUUUGUACAGCGACGCCGGCCCGGCACGCCCCCACCAGUCACAAGCAAGGCAUGAACCCGAGCACGGGUAUGACAAAGAUGACGAGCCCGUCUCGCCUUCCACAGCACCCAAGGGUAUCCAGCGUGUUAGCACACACAGCACGUACUCCAACUACAACGACAUGGAAGAUUAUGCCAUCAAGGACAUGUACCACGCGACAGUGGGCCAAAUCGCGGCCUCCACGCGGGGCAGUACCAGCAGCACCGCGGCACAGGCACCCUCGCCCUCGCCAUCGUCUAAGCGCACAUCCUGGGCCCACGUACAAAGCCAAUCCAUCGGCCACCGGCGUCCGGCGAGCGUGCAGUCGAAUUCGACGUUUGGCGGGGCUAGCGGGCAGACUUUUGGCCGUCCCGGACGGCCUGUGGCGCCCGUGCUCACGAGUACCUUUGAGGAGGACGAAGAUGUCCGGCCUGGAUAUAUGUCGCGGUUGCUCCGGAGGCGUAGUGUCGUCUACGAAAAGAGUCCAGCCUGGACGCCCGCGCCCGCGCCCGAAACGACGGCACCGAUGUUCGCACCCGCACUACCGAACCUGGUGCCCAGCCGACCACCUCCAUCGACCCCUACGUCCGGAUCGACGGGUACAGCGACGCCGACAGCGACGGCCCCGCGGGCGGGGACUGAUGCGGCGGCUGCCAGCACCAAGCCCAAGAAGAGGGUGUCCAAGUUCGGGGCGGGGUUGCAGGGACUGGUCGCGCAAGCGAAGAAGGGCGCAGAGAUGUUGACCAAGUCGGAGAGGAGGAAGCUGGGACUCCGCCACAAGAUCCGAGUCCUACCCGAAUGA
Parascedosporium putredinis is the source of this 1386-nucleotide messenger RNA. Lineage: Eukaryota; Fungi; Ascomycota; Sordariomycetes; Microascales; Microascaceae. The record is from the annotation of a GenBank genome assembly.